UUAGGCAGCACUACUCAUUAGUCGUCAAAAUUAACCGGAAGUAAUGCGUGUUCUGCUGUGUUUGACCUUUACAACAUUAUCAGUUUCCCUUCAUAGAAGAGAAGCAGUUUUCCAUUUUGACUGUCGUAUAUUUUAGUUUACACAGUUAUAUAAUUUUGUUUCGAUUGGGCGUAUUGGUGGUGUAUUAUCUGUUGGACUAACUACCGUUUGGAGCGGAAUGGCGGAGUCGAGCGCCAGGUAUCAGCAGCUGCCCAACGAGGACGACAGUGAAGGGAGCCCCCAGGUUGCAGCUGAUGCUCCUCCUCCAUACAGCAGCAUCGCAGCGGACAGUGCUGCCUACUUUGACUACAAGGAAGACGGGGUUUUCCCUAAGCCUCCAUCCUACAACGUAGCAACGACGCUCCCUUCAUAUGACGAAGCAGAAAGAACUAAAGCAGAGACCUCUGCUCCCCUGGUGACUGGAAGGCAGCAACCUCAUCACAGAGAACGCCUGGAGACUUUUGACGAUAUUAUUCACAGUUCACUGGAGGAUGAAGACUUUGUCACCAGAGAUGAUUUUGAUGAUGCUGAUCAACUGAGAAUAGGAAAUGAUGGCAUCUUCAUGCUCACGUUCUUCAUGGCCUUCCUGUUCAACUGGAUCGGGUUCUUCUUGUCUUUCUGUCUGACCACUUCGGCGGCCGGACGCUACGGGGCCAUCUCUGGCUUCGGUCUCUCCCUCAUCAAAUGGAUUCUCAUCGUCAGGUUCUCCACAUACUUCCCGGGUUACUUUGAUGGACAGUACUGGCUGUGGUGGGUGUUUCUGGUGUUGGGCUUCUUGCUCUUCUUCCGCGGAUUCAUCAAUUAUGCCAGAAUCCGCAAGAUGGCCGACACUUUCUCCACUCUGCCCCGCACCCGAGUCCUAUUCAUCUACUAAGCCCA
This is a messenger RNA of Poecilia latipinna (sailfin molly), 918 nucleotides long. It is a transcript of the gene ndfip1l, whose product is annotated as Nedd4 family interacting protein 1, like. The record is from RefSeq and is a predicted model, not a curated record. Bases 218 to 913 code for a protein of 231 amino acids. Gene Ontology annotation, molecular function: WW domain binding. The transcript has 8 exons. Lineage: Eukaryota; Metazoa; Chordata; Actinopteri; Cyprinodontiformes; Poeciliidae. Gene Ontology annotation, biological process: vacuolar transport; ubiquitin-dependent protein catabolic process; positive regulation of protein ubiquitination. Gene Ontology annotation, cellular component: Golgi apparatus; endoplasmic reticulum; perinuclear region of cytoplasm.